UUAGUAGAAUGGGAGGCAAAUCUGAAGGGAGAUAUUGGGUAGUCUGAUAGGUAGUCCGUAGGGGACAUAGGUAGUCUGAAGAGGACAUAGGUAGUCUGAAAGGGCAGGUAGUCCGUAAGGGACAGGUAGUCCGAAGGGGACAGUGGUAGAGUUGGAUAGGCUGAAGGGAAGGAUUAAUUUUUAAUAUGUAUUACCUAUUUAACUCAAAAAUUAAAAAAAUAGACUGUAUAAAUCAAUUUUCCAAUUAAAUUUUAUUUAAAAAUUCAAAAAAAUUUCUCAACUCUUAAUCAUUAAUUGAAGACAUUAUUAUUAAUUAUUAUAUUUCCCCUAAAAUAUUUAAGAGUUCGCUAAACUUUAAUUAGUAUUUUUAUAUUUAUUAUCGUUUCCUUGUUUUUUUCUUUAAAUGUUUUUCUGAUUAUUCAAACAUUGUUUUGGCAAAUUGUUUUGUUGUUGUUUUUGUUCAAGUUUGUUUUUCUUCUUUUUUAUUUACAUGUUGGUAAACAUUGUUUUCUACUAAAAACUUUCUUUUGUUUUAUCUUUGAUUGUUGUUGUUUUUAUUGUCUUUGUUAAAGAAAACAUCAAAAACAACAACCUAAACAAAAUGUUGUUGAUGAUGUUUUGUUGUUUUUAUUGUUUUUGUUUUGUUGUUCAAAUUUGUUUGUUCAAGUUUGUUUCUUCGCAUGUUUUCAUUAUUCAACAAAACAUGUUGAGAAACAUGUUAAAAACAUCCGAUUUAAAACCUCAAAACAUUUUAUCAAAACAUUUUUUGUUUUACGUUGUUUCAUUUUCAAGUUUUCUAUUUACUUCAUCUUUCUUCUUCAUCUUUACAAACCUCCCAAAAACUUGUUAUAUUUUUUAAAUAAAUUUUUAAAAUUUUUUUCUUCCUGUUCUUUCCUUCCCCUUUUAAUCUUGUUUAUAAUAUUGGGUCAUUCGAAGGUCGUUCUGCUACAUAUUUAUUUGGGAGAAACACGAGGACACACACAAAAACAAGUUGUUUAUGUUGUUGU
Meloidogyne enterolobii is the source of this 1007-nucleotide messenger RNA. The record is from the annotation of a GenBank genome assembly. Lineage: Eukaryota; Metazoa; Nematoda; Chromadorea; Rhabditida; Meloidogynidae.